Labeo rohita (rohu) is the source of this 5951-nucleotide messenger RNA. Its product is annotated as ras-like protein family member 10B. NCBI's taxonomy places the organism in Eukaryota, Metazoa, Chordata, Actinopteri, Cypriniformes, Cyprinidae. Bases 394 to 1077 code for a protein of 227 amino acids. The record is from RefSeq and is a predicted model, not a curated record. Gene Ontology annotation, molecular function: GTPase activity; GTP binding. The transcript has 4 exons.
UUUUCAAAUUCAAUUAACCUGUGACGCUGACCCGCCUCUGUGCGAGGGUUCGGCGCGGUCCAGCGCUCUGAUUUCACGCGCAAGCGUUGAUUUAUCUGUCUGUUAACACGGUCGAACAUGCGCGCGCCGUGCUGUGCGCGAGGUCUACAUGACGUGAAAGAGCAGGAUAUUCCUCCAGGACACUUUGAGGGUUACUUCUGCACCUGAAUGCGACCAGAGAGUGAGAACUCGACGAGAAAGAUCGCGCAGGUGUUCAGCAGCCCGAACCUCACGAAGAAUGCAACUUCUCACCUGCGCAUAAGAGGCUGCUGGCCUAUGAAUGGGACUGUGUUGUGGCCAACACUGCUUUCUGUGCUUCAGUCAGGACUAUGUGCUGCCCAUGUGCCACUCUGAAUGCACUGGCCAGCUGUUUGCGAGAGCAGGGAGGGUGGGGCGGCCCACCGGGGGCGAGGCGGAAACAGGGCGAUGCCCUCUCCGUUCCGGAUCGCGGUGCUGGGAGCUCAGGGGGUGGGCAAGACGGCCAUUGUGCAGCGCUUUCUUCACGAUGACUACAGUGAGGUGGCGGUGUCCAGUAAGACCCGGCGGGUGCAUCUUUCUGCCGCAGUGCUCAAUGGUCAUGUGCAUGACCUUCAGAUCACAGAUUAUCCAGCCAUCAGCAGCUUUCCUGUCAGCUCUUUGCAGGAAUGGUCAGAUGUUUGCUGUCGAGGCAUUCGGAGCGCUCAUGUCUACAUUCUGGUUUAUGACAUCUGCUGUUUCGACAGCUUUGAGUAUGUCAAGACCAUGCGGCAGCAGAUCUUAGAGACCAGAGUCAUGGGCUCUGGAGAGACGCCCAUUCUGAUUGUCGGCAACAAGCGUGAUCUGCAGCGAGGUCGCGUCAUCCCCAGACACAGCGUAUCUGACUUAGUCCGAAAAAACUGGAAGUGUGGAUAUGUGGAGUGCUCUGCCAAGUUCAACUGGCACAUUUUACUAUUGUUCGGAGAGGCUCUCCGCAGCGUGGGUUGUGCCCGCUGCAAGCACGUCCAUGCCACCAUCCGUUUUCAGCGGGCACUCAGGAGAGAGCGAUGCGUCCUUAUGUGAGGUUGCCGUUUCUCUUCUAUAGAGCCCAUUCUAAAGCGGUUUAUGGCUAUGGACACUCCGUUAUUGCUCGGGCAGCUGGAAGAGCCGUGAUAACCCUCAUGCCAAGGAACUUAACAUUUGGGAUUCUAACUACGGACAGACAGAUGUGGUUUUGAAACAGGAGCUCCCUGUUGCUUCAUUACUUAAGCCUUCAAACUGAUGUCUCCGCUUUUGGCCUGGAAGAACACAACCAACAUCUCUGCCUCUUAUCUUAGAAAUCCAAACUGCCAAAAGGCUGGUGGAAGGCAACAAAAAUCAGCUUUAAUAUUACACUCUGUCAUUGCUUAUGUUCAGGCCAGGACAGCACAUAGACACUCCUCUAUGCUUAUGAGCUUAAGGAUCUUCCAGUACCUGCAAGCAGAAGUGUUUCCCAGCUCAGGUGCCAUAUGCAGGCACUGAUUUUGCAAUACGCCACACAACACAAAUUAUACAAAGAAUCUAUGUUCUAUGGAUACGUCUGUGUUUUUAAAGGUAUAGUUCAUCGAAACAUGGCAUUAUUUACUCACCUCUGUGUUGUUCCAAAGCCGUCUGACUGUGUUUAAUUUGUGGAACACAAAAAGAGAAAUUUUAAUAAUGUGCUUGUCACUCUUUUCCAUGAAGUUGCAUACAAUAAGGUGCUUUCAAGCUUCAAAGGGGAUGCAAAAACACUUUAUCCAUGUGGCUCUAACACCAUACAAUAGCUUGUGAAAAGAAUAUAUGGAAUUCACCAAUAAUCUUUCCCUCCAGUGAGCUGGAGGAGCUGUGAUAACUCUCUGCUGCAACUGGGAGUUGAGCUGAGUUGAAUUCGAACCAGGAGCCUCAUUUAUAAAAUGCUGCAUAGAAACUGUCCUACAUUUGAUCCUAAGAUCAUCUCUCAAACAUGCAUACAUGUGAUUCAGAGAACAAAUAUGCGCACAAAAAACUUGCAUAUGCCUCUCUUUCAGAUGUGAAAUGUAUCCACUUUUUUCUUCAAUGCAGAAGUAAGCCUAUGGCUGCUAUAGGAAAAUAACGAGAAGAAUAACAAUGUGCAGUAAACGGUAAAACUGUAUGCAUUACAAACCAGUGUGUUUAUAAUUAAGAUAAUACAUUAAAACAAUAUGGUAAAAUACACUAAUAUCAAGCAGCAAAACAAGCUGUUUUGUACAGCUAAAAAAUAGCUGGAUGCAGAUGAGACCGGAAGCCAGGCCCAUAAAGUUUACAAAUGACAGUACCUGCUCUUACGAGAAGAAAAAGGUGGAUAAAUUGCAAAUGAUCUUGAAAUUGUGCACAGCUGAAUGGUUCAGAUCUCCACUUGUAAACGCUGUCAAAUUAAUAACAUUAACAUAUAAUAGAGCAGCAGUCAACAUCCAGAUCCUUUAAAGGGAACCCUGUGUAUUAAGACUUGUAUGGCUUAAUAUAACCUAAAUUAUGUCUCUUACUAAAAUAUGUAGUAGAAAACCUAUGAAAGAUUUACGUUAUUUAAAAUAUCCACAUCGUUGUGUACAUAUUUUGGACUAUGGGGCGCCAUUAUUAUCUGUUGCUGUUUUUACCUCAACACAAUUCGAAAUUACCAAUUUCGAAACUAAAAUACUGAUAUGAUGCCACAUUGUGCAGCUUUUGGUUGUAAUUUUUAGUCGAUGGGCAACAAGAGAAACAAUGUAAGUCUUUACUGCUUUCCUAGCGAUAAGAAGAUAAAAAGAAUAAGAAUUGAAAGUGAAAAGAAUUGGAAAAUGCCUGUGAACAAAUAAAACUUCCUAUACACCUUUGUUCUCUCCACUUCAGCCCUGAUGCUUUUGAGGCUUUUAGUAGAACGCAGCUAUUGAAAGAGCUUACAAACAGUGUAAACAUGCCGACGCUUGUCAUGACACCAUAGCCACUGAAGGACUUUUUCAAAGUCGAUUCACACGAUAUCCAGGGGCGUUUAGACUCUUUGUAGGGAAAAUCGACGGUACAGCAUUUGGUUUAAGCCUAUGCUUAUAUCCAUUGCCACUUGUAAGCUCUUUCUGUAGCUGUGGUCAUCGUAUCAGUAUUUUAUUUUCCAGUUGUGUUGUGGUAAAAAUAGCAACAGAUAGUGCUAGUAGCUCAUCGAGUGAAACCGUUUUACGUAAUCAAAAUAAUGGCGCCCCCCCCUCCAUAAUCCAAAAUAUGUAUAUAACGAUGUCAAUUUUUUAAAAGGGUCAUAUGAUAAGGUUUCUUGUUUCCCUUUGUCUUUGGGGUGUUACAAGCUGUUUGUGCAUAUAUAAGAUCUGUAAAGUUGCAAAGCUUAAAGUCCCAAACCCAGAGAGAUAUUUAUUAUAAAAGUUAUGACUCAGCCACCCCCCCACAUGUUUACAUCACGGUGUGGGUAGAUUUGCACCGCCCAUAUGUAUAUGCAAAGAAAAAGCUGUAACUUUUUAUACCAGCUGUAGUAUUGUUGCGGCCGCCGCCAUGUUGUGGAGACGCUGUGUGUUUCAUUGCGAAAGCGAAAGUAUUUUGUUUAGCCUUCCAAAUGAGUACACAACUAGAAAUCAGUGGUUAAGUUAUAUUUACAACACUGUUCUGAAACAGUACAACACAAAUAUUCAAGUGGGUGCUGUGCAUUUUACAGAGGAUUGUUUCCUGAACCUGAGAGAGUAGCCUACAAUGCCAGCUGUGCACAAAGGGUUAAGGCUAUAAAGUGGGGCAAUUCCAACAUUGCAAGGACAUUCUGGUGCUUCGGACUCACAGCCUGUAAUAAAUUUUCGUAUUUAAAGAAUUUGCUACUGACUAUUCAAACGCGAAUUUUGAGCAGCGUAGAGUAGUGCUUGUUGUUUGUCGUUUCAGUGAUCACAAAUGCAGACAUGGUGUUAUGUUUAUGCUGCGUGACGCAACACGUAAAAAGACAGUAUGAGUCAUUAUAAUCAGUAAUUAUGUCCCGACUGGAUGCAACAAAUGCCUCGUUUAUAAUGGGUUUUAUUGUUUUUGUCUCGUUGCGCCGGGAAACAGCAUCACAACAUGGUAAGGGGCAUAACAUUUCCAUCACACGCUUGAGGUAUUUGGAAACGCCAAUCGGAAAACACCUCACUUUUCAGAACGAUGAGCUUUGUAAAAAUUGAAGCGUUUCAGAAAGGCAGGGCAGAGAGGAGCAACAAUAAUGUACAGUAUGUGGAAAAUUAUGUGUUUUUCUUUUUAGUAACAUCAUAUGACCCCUUCAAAAUAACAUAAAUAUUUAAUGGGUUUUCUACUACAUAUUUAGUACUUCAAAUUAAAUUUUAAAUAUAGUUUUAGUUAACACUAGUGCACAAGUCAUGGAUCUUUUGGUUAUUGGUUAUGGUUGGGUUGGUUAUGGUUAUUUGCAUCACUUUUGAUGCAUGAAAGCUUCAGUCUUCAUUCAUUGCAACUGCAUGGAAUAGUGACUAGAAAAUAAUAGUACAUUCUUCUUUUGCAAGUCAUGAGGAUGAGUAAAUAAUGACAGAUUUUGAACUAUCCAUUUAGAGCAGGGAUGCUCAAAUCUGGCCCACGAGAUCCACUUACCUGCAGAGUUUAGCUCUAACCUUAAUGAAACACACCUGAGCAUGCUAAUUAAUGCCUUCAGGAUCGUUAGAAAAUCACAGGUAGGUGGUUAAGGCUAGAUGUGCACAUCAAUAUAGAGGGUUUGCACUUAUGUCACGGUUUGGUCAAUUACCCGGAUGCGCGGCCAUGUUGGAGAUACUUGGAUGUAAACAACAGCAUGGAUUGCAUGGUUAAUGUACUACUGAAUGCGUUGUUCUGCUAAUUUAUGCUGUCCAAACCACAUAAAAAAUGUGUGGAAGCUGCUAAAUCAUAUAGAGAAGGACUUAGUAAGCAGGAAAUGGUGCAAUGUUUUGACAAACUAAAAUUAAUAGGUGGUAAAUAUACAUACAAGCAAUAUUAAUUAAGAUAUUAGCCCAAAUUUUCACCUACCUACCUGGAAAUUAUAAGAACAAACAUGAAUGUUAUCAAGAUUCUUGCCCUGGAAAUUCUGGUUCAGUUUGGCCAACCACAAACGCCUUUUGAUUCUCAGACAGUUUUUUGCACUCAGCUUCUCACUCUUUUUGGCAGUCUAUAGUACUCCAUUAGUACAGCCCAAAACAUGACAGUGAUUUAGAUCUGCAAAAUAUGAAAGUUUCGUUUAGUUCAGUGGCAUUGUUUACGUUCAGUGCCACCAAUAUGGCCAACUGUUUAUGCGUCGUGAAAAUACACUAUUGUGUUAUUUUUUGUCAUGCUGAACAACAAUAAUUAUGGGGUAUAAGGGGUAGGUUCAGGGUUGGGUUAGGUGUGGACAUUAAUAAAACACAAUCUAAUAGGUAGCAAAUUUAAUUCAUUGUUACUUUCCGCCCGCAGCUGUAUGCCUUAUAGCCACAACUUCACAUGGUAGGUGAGUUUGAUCAGGGUUGGAGCUAAACUCUGCAGCACAUUGGCCCUCCAGGGCAAGAUUUGAUAAACCCUGCUUUAGGGUAUGACUUGAUACUGUGUCUUAUCCCAGUCUAAUUUAUGCCAAGGUAUGAGAAUUUGUCCCACUUUGAAAUGGUGUAGACAUAUUAAAUCGUAUGAGAAAGAGGGAAAUAUCAUUUGAAUGUAAAUGUGUUAUAAAUGUAUGCGCUUACAUUGUGGAUCCCACUUUGUCAUGCAGAGAUCUGGAUGACGUUUGUGUGCGGCAAGGAACAAACUAAAAAUAUGCCCUUCUUUAAUAAUUUAACCCACCGCAUCUCUGGUGCACAAACAGACCAGCUUCUGCUACACACCCCUAGUCAGAUCAAAUACAUGUUCAAUACAAAUUACAUGUAAAGAGCACAUUAGUCUAAUAAACAGACACCGGACACAGAAAAUGCAUCCUCGUCUGUGUGAUGUAUGAGUACAAAAUCAAUACCUACAUCAGUAUCUGCUUCAGAGGUAAUGUA